AUGAAUUCUAUAUGGGUCAUUGUCGACCGAUUGACAAAGUUCGCCCACUUCCUGCCCGUGAAGACCCAAUAUAAUGCAGAUAAACUUGCUGUGAUCUAUGUGAAUGAAAUUGUAAGGCUUCACGGUGUUCCGGUCUUAAUUGUGUCAGAUAGAGAUCCAAAAUUUGUUUCAAGGUUCUGGCAAAGCCUACAGGAUGCAAUGGGUACAGAACUAAAGUUUAGCACAGCUUUCCACCCUCAAACAGAUGGGCAAUCCGAGAGGACGAUUCAGACGCUAGAAGAUAUGCUUCGAAUGCCAUUGUUAGGGCCAGAGAUUGUCCAGUUAACAACUGAAAAAGUUAGAAUUAUUCGAGAAAGACUGAAAACUGCCCAAAGUAGACAGAAGAGUUAUGCAGAUAACCGGCGAAGGAAUUUGGAGUUUGACGUGGACAGUCAUGUUUUUGUGAAAGUUACCCCAAUGAAAGGACAUCCAAGAUUCGGAAAAAUGGGUAAACAGACACCCCGAUAUGUUGGUCCCUUCCAGAUCUUAGAAAAAGUGGGUCCAGUAGCCUACCGAGUUGCCCUUUCGCCACAUAUGAGUCAGAUUCAUAACGUGUUCCAUGUUUCUAUGCUUCGAGGAUACCUUCCAGAUCCGUCACAUGUUAUUGAUUAUCACCAAAUUGUGUUGACUGACAAGUUAACAUACAAGGAAAAACCAAUUUGA
This is a messenger RNA of Camellia sinensis, 702 nucleotides long. The record is from RefSeq and is a predicted model, not a curated record. NCBI's taxonomy places the organism in Eukaryota, Viridiplantae, Streptophyta, Magnoliopsida, Ericales, Theaceae.